This is a messenger RNA of Anopheles nili, 441 nucleotides long. It is a transcript of the gene dUTPase, whose product is annotated as deoxyuridine 5'-triphosphate nucleotidohydrolase. The coding region runs from base 1 to 441 and encodes 146 amino acids. The record is from RefSeq and is a predicted model, not a curated record. Gene Ontology annotation, molecular function: magnesium ion binding; dUTP diphosphatase activity. The transcript has 2 exons. Gene Ontology annotation, biological process: dUMP biosynthetic process; dUTP catabolic process. NCBI's taxonomy places the organism in Eukaryota, Metazoa, Arthropoda, Insecta, Diptera, Culicidae.
AUGCCAGAGCAGAAGUGUGUACUUAAAUUUGCCAAGUUGUCGGAGAAUGCUUUUCCGCCAUCGAAAGGUUCAACUAAAGCUGCCGGCUAUGAUUUGAAAAGCGCCUAUGACUAUAUCGUUCCUGCUAGAGGAAAACAGCUCGUCAUGACCGACAUCCAAGUACAGGUACCCGAAGGCUGUUACGGCCGAGUAGCACCCCGGUCAGGGCUUGCUGUGAAGAAUUUCAUCGAUGUCGGUGCCGGUGUCGUCGAUGAAGACUAUCGCGGAAACGUUGGUGUUGUGCUGUUCAACCAUUCGGAAGCUGAUUUCGAAGUUAAAAAAGGAGAUCGCAUCGCUCAAUUCAUAUGCGAAAAAAUAUCCUACCCAGAUUUGGAAGAGCUUCCUUCUCUUACUGACACGGAGCGUGGAGCAGGGGGCUUUGGUUCUACCGGAACCAAUUAG